UUAUGCAGAUGUGAGUAAGCAAACAAGGGAGGAGACCGUGAACGCCGAUGCGCGCUCCCGAUGAUAAACCUCUGACGCCUUCAUCCGGGAACUACUACGAACUCGCUCUCCAACAUGGCGGCGUCAGCUAAGAAGAAGAAUAAGAAGGGGAAGACCCUGACUCUGACUGACUUCCUGGCAGAGGACAGUGGAGGCAACAGUGCGCCUCCCAGCUACCCACCCAAGUCUACUAGCUGGGCAGAUGAAACUGACGACCUGGAUGGCGAUGUCUCGACUUCAUGGCACACGGAGGAGGAUAGCUAUCGGGCACCCCCCAUUGACCGCUCCAUCCUGCCCACAGCGCCUCGCUCAGCGCGCGAGCCCAAUGUCGACCGAUCCCGACUACCCCGCAGCCCGCCUUACACGGCCUUCCUGGGCAACCUGCCCUAUGAUGUCACUGAGGACUCGAUCAAAGACUUCUUCCGCGGCUUGGCAAUCAGUGCGGUGCGUCUGCCUCGGGAGCCCAGUAACCCAGAGAGGCUGAAGGGCUUUGGUUAUGCUGAAUUUGAUGAUGUGGAUUCCCUCCUGAGGGCUCUGAGUCUCAACGAGGAGAACCUGGGAAACCGAAGGAUCCGUGUGGAUAUUGCAGACCAGUCUAAUGAUAAAGAGAGAGACGGAUCUAUGGGAGGCAGAGACAGGGGUAGAAUGUCGGACAUGGGUCCUGACAAGACAGACAGUGACUGGAGGGCACGGCCCAGUGCAGAUGCUGACGAUGGACCUCCCAGGAGAGAUGAUGCCUUUGGAGAGAGAUCACGGGACCGUUAUGAGUCGGAUCGUUACAGAGAUGGGCCACGGCGGGACAAUGACCGCUAUGAUGGAGGGAGAGACCGAUACCGGGAUCGCUAUGAUGACCGGGACCGAAGAGACUUUGAUAGAGGAGGUUUUGACUCCCGUGGUGGUGGUGGAGGUCGUCGUGCCUUUGGCAGUGGCUUCCGUCGCGAUUAUGACGACAGUCGGGGUAGCAAUGAUCGUUAUGGGGACCGGGAUCGUUAUGGUGAACGCGACUCUGACCGGUACGACAGACGGGAUGACAGGCGUGAGGAGAGAGGAGCUCCCCAGCAGAGACCCAAGUUGAACCUUAAACCCCGUAGCGUGCCCAAGGAUGAGGAGAGUGGCGGAGGCGGUGGCGGCGGCAGUGGUACUUCCCCAGCUGCGGCUCCAAGCUCUGGCAGCAGGGCCUCAUCCAUCUUUGGUGCAGCCAAGCCGGUUGACACGGCAGCCAAGGAGAGGGAGGUGGAGGAGAGGUUGAAGAAACAGGAAGAGAGGCUGCAGAGGCAGCUGGAGGAGGACAAAGGCCGGGGACCGGACAGAAAGAUGCGAGACAGGGACCCAAGCUGGCGCAAUGAGGAGUCUCAUACUGAGAGAUCUCGCACAGGAAGCGAGUCUUCACAGCAUGGAAGUACUUCUGGAAGAGGUUCCCGGUGUCGAGAUAGUGAGCGCUCUGGGGACAAUGAGGUUUUCAGUGGGAGAGAAGGUGACUCCUGCUCCCCUGGGGCCUCCCCACAGCCUCCCAAGGAUUCCAAGGAACCGCUGAAGGUGAUGCCUGCACCUCCUCCCAAGGAGAAUGCCUGGGCUAAGAGAAGUGCAGCCAGCACAGGCUCUAGUGAUGGUGAUGGACGACCUCCAGUCUCUCCUGUCUCCCCAAGUGGUUCAGCUCCUCCCAAGCUCAGCCCUACAAGUUCUGCAGAUGAAAGAGGUUCUGGAAAAGAUGAGAACAAGGCUGACGGUAUGCGUCGGGACCGGGGUCCCCCACGGGCACGAGGGGGGCCUGCAGGGUCUGGAGCAGGGCGGGGCCGAGGAGAGGGGCCCAACAGAGACCGAAGAAAGGAGGCAGACAGAAAGGAUAACAGAAGAGAACGAGACUCCAGACCACCCCCAGAGCCAAAGAAAUUUGAAGAAACCCCAACCCCCAAGUUCAGCUCAGCCAGUAAGUACGCCGCUUUGCUAAUGGACGGAGAACAAGGAGACGACGCAGAGGACGUAGAAUAGAAGGAAAAUAACGAGACGAGGCCCUGACCAUCGCAAGACGAGGAGAAAAACGACGAACGCAGAAAAAAAAAAUCUCACAUAGCUUAUGAAAAACUCCUCACAUGGAAGAGGCUCAUGGGAGGACAUCACUCCCUCCCUUCUUUCCUCCUACAAAACCUGUCCUUUACUUUAAAAACACCCACCCACCCUCCUUCCCUCCCCUGCCCCACCUUCAGGACUAUUCGAGUUCUAAAGAAUAGUCACAUACUGGACUUGUUUUUAAAUGGAAAAAAGGAGUAGCUGAUAUAUGGCAAAGUGAUGGAUAACAUUGAAUUAAUUGUAAUAAAUAAAUGGAAAAAGUGGGGAAAAAAUGAAUUUGUAUAUUUGUGCAUCACAGGUGUGGUGAGGUUGGAUUAUGACAGGAUGUAGUUUGUUUUUUGUUUUUUUAAUCAACUUUUGACUGAUUGACUUGCAUAAUUCUUAGAUUAAAUGCAUAAUAAUUUAGUAUAAUACCAUUUUAUUAGUAAAUAAUUUGGUAUUAUAUAAUUUUAAUCUCAAAUCAAAUUCAUUUCUGAAAAUUUGUCAAGAAAAUCCUGUCUUCCAAUACUAAAAGUUAUGAAUGCUGAGACUAAUUUGAAAAACGUUUGUCAAUCAUAUCUGCACCGUUCAACAAAUCAUUAAUUGAAUUAGUUCUAAACUGAUUUCCACAGUAUUACAAAGGAGGACUGUGUAAUACGUAGACUACAUUACUGCAGGAGUGGCUUGUAUGCUGAGACUGAAUGAAAAACAGCCGCCACACGGUUCUCACUCAGAAAAUCAGUGCCAUUACCAUCACCUCCAAUCAUUGUAAAGAUGUCUCUCUCUUUCUAAACCUUCUGAUGAAAUGAUAAAAUCAAUUAAAGGCUCAUGAUGGUCGUGUCCAAUCGUCCUAAA
Molecule: messenger RNA, 2940 nt
Organism: Larimichthys crocea (large yellow croaker)
Lineage: Eukaryota; Metazoa; Chordata; Actinopteri; Sciaenidae
Gene: eif4ba
Product: eukaryotic translation initiation factor 4Ba
Exons: 15
Coding region: 115-2028 (637 amino acids)
Molecular function (GO): RNA binding
Source: RefSeq, a predicted model, not a curated record